Messenger RNA from Xenopus laevis (African clawed frog), 3958 nucleotides. RefSeq lists its product as uncharacterized. The transcript is spliced from 20 exons. The record is from RefSeq and is a predicted model, not a curated record. The coding region runs from base 136 to 3357 and encodes 1073 amino acids. Lineage: Eukaryota; Metazoa; Chordata; Amphibia; Anura; Pipidae.
UCUUCCCUUCUGAGCUCAUUUUAGUCAGAACUUACUUUGACACACACUGAUCUUGGAAGCUCCUCAAGCUCCUCUUCCUUGGCAAUCCCACAAGUUUAUCUUGAUUAUUUGGACACAGAAAUAAUAAUCCCUACAAUGGCAUCUAAAAGUUCAAAAAAUCGUAAUUCUCUGGCCUGCAAAUUCUGUCUCAGAAUCCAGGAAAACCUUCCAGUGCAUCUGAGAAGAUCCUGCAGAAAAGGAGCUAAAACUGAGGAGAUAGACAGGCUGGUCUCAGAAGCGAGAGAGCAUAUGCGCAAUAUCCUAAAAGGGCUGAGUGUUGUUAAUUAUCGUGACCUGGAUUACAAGAACUCUAACCCCCGUGACUUCUUUGUACAAUUUCUGGAAAAGAACGGGUGUUAUGUAAGAGGAAAACCUGUGCAAGCAUCCAGGUUUUUCAAUUCAUCGCCUGAAAUUCAGCAACUGGAGAAUCCAGAGGAACAGUCUUCACAAGAUGUUGAGACUUCAGACACUUUAUCUGAGGAUAACGUCACAGCAGAACCUGAUUUGAUGUCCGAUCAAGUAGAUGAUGUUGACAGUUCUGACAUGUCAAGUGAGGAGGACGUAGAAGAUCGAGAUGUAGAAUUUAUGGGGUCACAUGUUCCUGAUAAAGGGCUGGGCAUUGAACGGUAUUUCAAUUCAUCGCCUGAAAUUCAGCAACUGAAGAAUCCAGAAGAACAGACUUCACAAGAUGUUGAGACUUCAGACACUUUAUCUGAGGAUAACGUCACAGCAGAAGCGGAUUUGAUGUCCGAUCAAGUAGAUGAUGUUGACAGUUCUGACAUGUCAAGUGAGGAGGACGUGGAAGAUCCAGAUGUAGAAUUUAUGGAGUCACAUGUUCCCGAUAAAGGGCUGGGCAUUGAACGCAAAGAGAUGACCUCCAUUCAAAAACUACGAAGAAGAAUGAAAAAGGCUGGAAUGUACAGGAAACAUUCACUCAGUUCAAAAAUUCUUGUUGGCUUUCAGAGUUAUCUCAAGGACACCUUAUCUGUACCAAACUGCACACAUGAGGUAGCAAAUGUUGCAAGAUUCUUAUACUUCAUGGAUCCCUCCAAACCAUCUUUGAAUUUUGUGUCCAGUAUCGAGAGGACCAAUGAAUAUUUUGACAAGCUCAAGGCAUUUGGAAAUACAAAUUCAACUCUCUUUAACUACCUGAAGCACAUCAGAAGGUUUGUCCGCUACCAUCUCACUGCAACAAAGCUGAUGGACAACAACAAACCAUUAUAUGAGCAAUGUGAGAGCUUUCUGGAAUUAACAGAUGACAUCCAGAAGAGACUCCGAAAAGGAAUUACAACGGAAACAAGGGCAAGAAAAGAUCGUCUAAUGUCUUCAAACCUAAAAACCCCAGAGGGAUGUCAAAGGAUUCUCUCAGUGGCCAAACCCUGUUUUCUUGAGGUACUGGAGAAGGUGAAGGCCGGGGUUCAUGUUGGGGUCAAAGAGAAAUCAACCAUAUUGUACUACCUGGAAUCACUCGUGGUCCUGAAGCACCUCCAGAGACCUGGAGUUUUCAAAAAUAUGUUGGUGGAAGAUUGGUGUAACAGGUUGCACCACACACACCAGGUCAAUAGCCAGUCUGUGCGUUCAGCCAUCAUUGCCAUAAAGGAGCAGAAGACUUCAGCACAGCUGACAGAAACCCUCAUCCUGAAUGAAGAAGAGGAGCAGUGGUUUGCUAUAUACUACACAAAAGUAAGGCCUACGUUGAUCAAGACCCACACAGAUACAAAGAUCUUCUUUAUUUCUACAACUGGGGAACAAAUUUAUAAUGUGUCCAAUGACCUUGACCGCUUCCAUCGCAGGAAAGAGAUGACCUCCAUUCAAAAACUACGAAGAAGAAUGAAAAAGGCUGGAAUGUACAGGAAACAUUCACUCAGUUCAAAAAUUCUUGUUGGCUUUCAGAGUUAUCUCAAGGACACCUUAUCUGUACCAAACUGCACACAUGAGGUAGCAAAUGUUGCAAGAUUCUUAUACUUCAUGGAUCCCUCCAAACCAUCUUUGAAUUUUGUGUCCAGUAUCGAGAGGACCAAUGAAUUUUUUGACAAGCUCAAGGCAUUUGGAAAUACAAAUUCAACUCUCUUUAACUACCUGAAGCACAUCAGAAGGUUUGUCCGCUACCAUCUCACUGCAACAAAGCUGAUCGACAACAACAAACCAUUAUAUGAGCAAUGUGAGAGCUUUCUGGAAUUAACAGAUGACAUCCAGAAGAGACUCCGAAAAGGAAUUACAACGGAAACAAGGGCAAGAAAAGAUCCUUUAAUGUCUUCAAACCUAAAAACCCCAGAGGGAUGUCAAAGGAUUCUCUCAGUGGCCAAACCCUGUUUUCUUGAGGUACUGGAGAAGGUGAAGGCCGGGGUUCAUGUUGGGAUCAAAGAGAAAUCAACCAUAUUGUACUACCUGGAAUCACUCGUGGUCCUGAAGCACCUCCAGAGACCUGGAGUUUUCAAAAAUAUUUUGGUGGAAGAUUGGUGUAACAGGUUGCACCACACACACCAGGUCAACAGCCAGUCUGUGCGUUCAGCCAUCAUUGCCAUAAAAGAGCAGAAGACUUCAGCACAGCUGACAGAAACCCUCAUCCUGAAUGAAGAAGAGGAGCAGUGGUUUGCUAUAUACUACACAAAAGUAAGGCCUACGUUGAUCAAGACCCACACAGAUACAAAGAUCUUCUUUAUUUCUACAACUGGGGAACAAAUUUAUAAUGUGUCCAAUGACCUUGACCGCUUCCAUCGCAGAUUCGGAUUGACACCUGUCAACAGUCAGGAGGCCCGGCGCAUAUCUGAAACACUUCUUCCAACUGAUUCCUUCUUUAGAAAAUUAUUUCGCCGUUCUAAAACUUCUGUAGGGGGGAUGUUUUAUCCAGAUAGAAUAAUUGGUACUAUGGUGGCAUCAGCGGACAUGCUCUCUACUGUAACCAACGACCCCCAACCUUCAGUGUCAAGGAGAAGUGAAGAAGGCAGCGCCAUAAUACCAGAAGUAAAGAAGACUGGGAAUCCAGGAAAAAAGCAGCAAAGAGAAGCGACAGUGGUUCCCGGGGAGUCAAGAGAGGAUGCAUAUAACAAAUUCACAGAGCUCUACCCCCUCAAAUUGGAUUCAGAUCCUCCAGGGUUAAAGAAAGGAGUUGCCUGUUCCCCAGUCCAUGGCCGAUACUGUAACGACAGAUGGCGGAAAGCACAAAACAAGAUGCGCAUUGAUCAUAUCUCUGGACACUUCAAGACUAGGAACCCUAAAGAAAACGAAGUUAAGAAGAUCAUCCAGUCUCAGAGAUGGAAUCAAAAUUUACCAACGCUUAAGGACAUUAUGGACAACUGCAGAGCUCAACUGGACUGAAAAGGUUUCCAGCAAUAUUGCCUAACAAUAUAUUUUAUGUUGAGGCUUUUGAAGAUUUUGGUUAUGGUUUCCGUCUUCUAUUAAUGGACCAGCCCCAACCUAGGUACAAGGCUUGGUUAAUGAGCAAGGCUCAGCUCCUGUAUCCAGUGUUCCUUACCAAGUCCCUGACUUUUGGGUUCUGGUUAUUACCUGCCCCUGUGCUGUGGAGUUGACAGUUUACCUUCACCUGGUUGUCCCCUGUUCUGUUCUGUAAUUAUUGGCGAACAAGUAAAAAUGAAUCCCUCAGCCAUUCUUUUGUUUCAUAACUAUAAACCAGAGAACUUUACUAAAAAAAGAUCUCUUACUGCAACUCCUCAUAGCAGCUAAGGCACAAAUCCCUAUGUUAUGGAGACAAAAAGUGAUUUCAAGCAAAGGGAAAUGGUUUCAAACAAUAAAUGACAGUUGCUUAAUGGAAGAAUGGAAGACUUGACAGCCUCAAUAAACAAUAAAUAUUGGAAUUAUUCAGCUCCCUGGUUACCCUGGAAAGAAUAUAUUCCAAAAAUACCUUCUACUUAAGUAUUGCCAUAAAAUCUCUACUAAAGCUGAUUAUUUUAAAUUUAAA